AUAGUUUCUACACUUCUAGAUUGCUGUUUGCAGGACGGAGUGAUAUAAACUAAGCACUGGUGUGGUUUGUGAUGUUGAUGACUUUCUUUAAAAAGCCCUUUCAACAUUUGAAUGCGUGAUACUGUAUACAAUUUUAUUUCAACGUGGAGAAGAAGAGUUUGUGUUUAUAGGAAGCAGAAAUAAACUGCAGUGAAAUAUUAAUUUUUAUACGGUAGAAAACAGUCUGAACGAGAAAGCAUGACAGCACCCAGGAUCUGGCGAGCAGCAGCAACUGCGAGAUUGAUAUACAGUUUUAUACAAAAGGACCUCACCAGAAGGUUUUUGCCUGCUGCCUGUGCCUUCCAUACCACUUCAGUUGAGCAGGAUUCCAACAGAACGUCGAUAGUGCGCUGUGGAAGGCAGAGUUAUGGGAGAAUGUACCCAGUCCUUCUGGUAAGACCAGAUGGCUCCACUAUCACCAUCAGAUACAAGGAGCCCAGGAGAAUUCUCAUGAUGCCAGUGGAUAUCUCCACGCUGUCGGAGGCGGAGAGGAAAGCCAGACUGCGCAAGAGAGAUCCGAAGAGGGGGGCAGCCAAACGAGGGCAGGAUGAGUUUGAGGAUGACUUCAGAGUAGACGAUUACAGCAAGUUCUGGAAGAAGAAGUAGUAAUGAACUGUUUGAGCAGCAUUGAGACCACUUCAAGCUGAAAGUUAUUAAAUUAUCUUAAUUUCAGUACAGUCAAAGUCUUCCUAUUUCUGUAGCAAGUGCCACUUGCUUCAUAUAAUAUAUAUAUAUAUAUAUAUAUAUAUAUA
Acipenser ruthenus (sterlet) is the source of this 791-nucleotide messenger RNA. Its product is annotated as large ribosomal subunit protein mL55-like. The transcript has 3 exons. The record is from RefSeq and is a predicted model, not a curated record. Gene Ontology annotation, cellular component: mitochondrial large ribosomal subunit. Gene Ontology annotation, biological process: translation. NCBI's taxonomy places the organism in Eukaryota, Metazoa, Chordata, Actinopteri, Acipenseriformes, Acipenseridae. Bases 238 to 645 code for a protein of 135 amino acids. Gene Ontology annotation, molecular function: structural constituent of ribosome.